Messenger RNA from Lates calcarifer (barramundi perch), 2194 nucleotides. RefSeq names its product actin, alpha skeletal muscle B. The transcript is spliced from 9 exons. The coding region runs from base 216 to 1349 and encodes 377 amino acids. The record is from RefSeq and is a predicted model, not a curated record. NCBI's taxonomy places the organism in Eukaryota, Metazoa, Chordata, Actinopteri, Centropomidae.
GAGUAGGGGGGGAGGUGGAGGGAGGAGGAGGAGGCCCAGGCCAUGUUUGGGAUGGAGGGAUGGAUGGAGGAGGUGGAGGGUUGAUAAACUCAGUCGCAGCGGUUCAGACUCUCACUUCUGUCCUGCCCCCCUCCCCACGUCCCAGCAGGCCCUGCACUGCCACGUGUGAGUCGGUGUCGUAGUGUCGUUGCUCGUCCACAGCGCCCCCUGCAGUCAUGUGUGAUGAUGAGGAGAGCACCGCUCUGGUCUGUGACAACGGAUCCGGUCUCUGUAAGGCCGGGUUCGCCGGAGACGACGCCCCCAGAGCUGUCUUCCCCUCCAUUGUGGGCCGGCCCAGGCACCAGGGAGUAAUGGUGGGUAUGGGGCAGAAGGACAGCUACGUUGGUGACGAGGCUCAGAGCAAGAGAGGAAUCCUGACCCUGAAAUACCCCAUCGAACACGGCAUCAUCACCAACUGGGACGACAUGGAGAAGAUCUGGCAUCACUCGUUCUACAACGAGCUGCGAGUGGCUCCAGAGGAACAUCCCACCCUGCUGACUGAAGCUCCUCUCAACCCCAAAGCCAACAGGGAGAAGAUGACACAGAUCAUGUUUGAGACCUUCAAUGUUCCUGCCAUGUAUGUGGCCAUCCAGGCUGUCCUGUCACUGUACGCCUCUGGACGAACCACAGGUAUCGUCCUGGACUCUGGUGAUGGCGUCACCCACAACGUGCCGAUCUACGAGGGUUACGCUCUGCCUCACGCCAUCAUGAGGUUGGACCUGGCGGGACGUGACCUCACCGACUACCUCAUGAAGAUCCUAACCGAGCGAGGCUACAGCUUCGUCACCACCGCGGAGAGAGAGAUUGUCCGAGACAUUAAGGAGAAGUUGUGUUACGUGGCCCUGGACUUCGAGAACGAGAUGGGGACAGCAGCGACCUCGUCCUCUCUGGAGAAGAGCUACGAGCUUCCUGACGGUCAGGUCAUCACCAUCGGCAACGAGAGGUUCCGCUGCCCUGAGACGCUCUUCCAGCCCUCCUUUAUCGGUAUGGAGUCGGCUGGUAUCCACGAGACGACCUACAACAGCAUCAUGAAGUGUGACAUCGACAUCCGUAAAGACCUGUACGCCAACAACGUGCUGUCUGGAGGAACCACCAUGUACCCGGGUAUCGCUGACCGUAUGCAGAAGGAGAUCACCGCCCUGGCUCCCAGCACCAUGAAGAUCAAGAUCAUCGCCCCCCCAGAGAGGAAGUACUCGGUGUGGAUCGGCGGCUCCAUCCUGGCCUCCCUCUCCACCUUCCAGCAGAUGUGGAUCAGCAAGCAGGAGUACGACGAGGCUGGACCGUCCAUCGUCCACCGCAAGUGCUUCUAAAAGAUCCAUCAUCUUCAGCUGCCCCCCCAUCCCUCCCCCAACACCCCCGUCUUCGGUUUCUAGUCUCAGCUCCAGCACCGUCUUUAUUUUAACCCUCACUGAGCACAAGCUAACAGGUCCCAGAUUAGCUCCCCAAAAACACCCCACAGGGACGACAGCAGGACGUCAGUCAUGUUCUUUGGUCUUUAGGAAGAUCUUAGAAACACCUUCCUACUGAAAUAUUUUUAUAUUUUAUAUUAUGACAGCUGGAAAAAGGGAAGUGAUGUCGUCUUUAGUGAAUCCAGAUGUUUUUGGUGAACUGAACCUUUAAACCAUUCAGAACUUCCAUCAGAAAAUAUUCAGAUUUUCAGCUCAAACAUCCUCCCUGUCUGCUCACCUUUAAACUGUGAAUGUGCCGCUUGUCCUCCAUCUUUAACCCCACCCACUUACACCUGCCCUUGCUCCACCCCUGUGAUCCCCCCACCCCCACCCCACACUGGUCCUCCAUGUUGGUACUGUUUCUUGUCAAAAGGUGUGUUUUUAUUUUUGAUGAAUAAAGCUUGAAUGUUGCCCGCUGGUGUUAUCUUCCGUCGUCUGGGAGCAGAACACGUUCACAUGGUGUUAUGAUGAUGUCACACAAAGUGUAUGAUGAUGUCACAAGGUGUAUGAUGAUGUCACAAGGUGUAUGAUGAUGUCACAGCUGGUGAACUCUGAGUAGGUGAGCAGGAGGCGUGGCCUCAUGGUGCUGUCUACGUUAGAAACAAGUUAGAGAACUUAGAUGGAAAAAUGUGUGAUGUGACGUCAACAACAUGGAAGUGACAGACGACUGCUCCAGGAAGAAAAUAAAGAGCUGUCAUACAAGAAAA